ACACAAUUCAAUGAGUCAACGAAAGUAAAUCAUUAUAUCCAUAAUUUGAAAGAAAACUAUCUAGAUAAAAGUAAAUAAUAACUAAAUUGCAGCAAAGUAAAUCAAAAUCAAUGUCAUAAGAGAAAUAUAAACAUAGCGAAGACUUGCGCCAUUGAAUUUGGAAUUUUCGGUUACUCCACGCACGGCCACACUGGCGCGGCGUUUUGGCGCAUUUUGUGGUGUGGUAGUGUUUGUGCGAAAAAUAAAAAUACAAAAUAGGAAAUACGAAAUUCGCUAUGUCGACGCUUGAGCUGUGCGAAAAGUACUUUGGGACGCGUGAUGUGUACAAGCUGAUGGACCUGGCCAAGGGCGCCGGCGAGAAGGAGGUGAAGAAGGCGUACCACAAGCUCUCGCUGCUCGUUCAUCCAGAUCGAGUGCCGGAUGAGCAGAAGGCGGAGUCCACCGAGAAGUUCAAGGUGCUAUCGAAGCUCUACCAGGUGCUCACCGACGCCCAGAAGCGGGCGCUGUACGACGAGCAGGGUGUGAUCGACGACGACGAUGAGAGCGAGUCCAAGCUGUCGUCGUGGCUGGAGCUGUGGAGCAAAAUCUUCAAGCCCAUCACCGAGGAGGAUAUCAACAACUAUGAGAAGGAGUAUGUGGAAUCGGAGCUGGAGCGCACCGACCUGAAGAAGGCGUAUCUGGGCGGCAAGGGUUGCAUCAACUAUCUGAUGAAUCAUGUGCCAUUCAUGAAGGUGGAGGACGAGCCGCGCAUUCAGAAGAUCGUGCAGGAGAUGAUUGCCAGCGGUGAAGUGCCCGAGUACAAGAUCUUCACUGAGGAGCCGGCUGCCAAGCGCAAGAAGCGCCACCAGAAGUACGCGCGCGAAUUUAAGGAAGCUAAGGUCAUCAAGGAGCGUUUAAAGCGCCGCCAGAAGGAGAAGGACGACCAGGAUCUGGCCGACAACGGUGGCGAUUUGCAGCAAAUGAUCCUAGCGCGACGCAAUCAGCGCGAGUCAAACUUUGGCUCCCUGAUGGACCGCCUGAUGGAGAAGUACGGCAACGAGGACGACUCUGACACGGUUGACUUUAGCGCCUUCGAGAAGAAGAAAAAGAAGUCCAAGAAGCCCGCCGCCAAGCAGGAGCCCAAACAGAAGCUUAAUGGAGUCAAGACUGGCCGGGUGGAGAAGGGAAAAAACUAGUGCCAGUCCUCCUCCUUCACUCCUCAUUGUACUCCUCUUAAUAUAUAUAUCACGUAGUUUAGACUUAGUUACUCAUAUGUAUUUAUCCAUGUACGUAUACUUAUAUUUUCGUUAGAUUCAUACUAGAUGGGAAUAGAAAUGCGUAAUUUUAAUCACCAUUAUGUUACUCCAGUACCCAAAAGUUUCUGCAUAAUAAACAUAAGUUUUUCAGUCCCUUGGUUCGCAAGAAAAUCAAA
Drosophila teissieri is the source of this 1411-nucleotide messenger RNA. RefSeq names its product J domain-containing protein CG6693. Lineage: Eukaryota; Metazoa; Arthropoda; Insecta; Diptera; Drosophilidae. The record is from RefSeq and is a predicted model, not a curated record. The coding region runs from base 276 to 1175 and encodes 299 amino acids. The transcript has a single exon. Gene Ontology annotation, cellular component: nucleus; cytoplasm. Gene Ontology annotation, molecular function: heat shock protein binding.